Messenger RNA from Gasterosteus aculeatus aculeatus (three-spined stickleback), 2084 nucleotides. NCBI's taxonomy places the organism in Eukaryota, Metazoa, Chordata, Actinopteri, Perciformes, Gasterosteidae. The record is from RefSeq and is a predicted model, not a curated record.
AGACACUCAGAGGGACUUGGCUCUCCUUUUGAAGACUGCUCAUCUGUUUUCCACUUCUCAGAAAACUGUCAACCUUUACCACUGCAAAGAUCAUGAGGAAGGCAUACUCAGUCACAAGCUCCGGUGGCAGCACCAGGAGAUCCUUUGCACCAACUAGCAGCUUCUCAAACAGAUCCUCUUUUAAUGUUGGUGGAGUUGGAGCUGGUUACAGUAUGUCUUCAAUGGGUGGUAGUUAUGGCUUUGGUUCUAGCCAAGCAAGCAUUGCUCCACAGAUCACCGCUGUCCAAGUCAACCGGAGCCUGCUGGCUCCUCUGAACCUGGAAAUUGACCCAUCCAUCCAAGCCGUCCGCACCCAGGAGAAGGAGCAGAUUAAGACCCUCAACAACCGAUUUGCCUCCUUCAUCGACAAGGUACGUUUCCUAGAGAGCAGCAGAAACAAGAUGCUGGAGACCAAAUGGAGCCUCCUGCAGGACCAAACCACCACCCGCUCCAACAUCGACGGUAUGUUUGAGGCCUACAUUGCCAACCUGCGUAGACAGCUCGAAGGGCUGGGCCACGAGAAGUCCAAGCUGGAUGGAGAGCUGAGGAAUAUGCAGGGCCUGGUUGAGGAGUUCAAGGGAAAGUAUGAAGAGGAAAUCAACAAACGUGCAGCUGCAGAGAACGAGUUUGUGCUCUUGAAGAAGGAUGUUGAUGCUGCCUACAUAAAUAAGGUGGAGCUGGAGGCCAAAGCUGAUGCUCUUCAGGAUGAGAUCAACUUCCUCAGGGCCGUCUAUGAGGCCGAGCUUCGGGAACUGCAGGGCCAGAUCAAGGAUACCUCCGUCGUCGUGGAGAUGGACAACAGCCGUAACCUGGACAUGGACUCUAUAGUGGCUGAAGUGCGUGCUCAGUAUGAGGACAUCGCAAACCGCAGCAAGGCUGAAGCAGAGACCUGGUACAAACAGAGGAUGGAGGAGAUAAGAAGCUCCGCUGGACAGUAUGGGGAAGAUUUGCGCUCAACUCAGGCUGAGAUUUCAGACAUAAACCGUAUGAUUUCCAUUCUCCAGAAUAUGAUAGAGACCAUCAAAGGAACAGGUAGGGCCAGUCUUGAGGCUCAGAUCCUAGAGGCUGAGGGGCGUGGUGACCUGGCAGUGAAGGAUGCCAAGCUACGUAUCAAAGACCUGGAGGAUGCUCUGCAGCGAGCUAAGCAGGACAUGGCCCGCCAGGUGCGCGAGUAUCAGGAGCUGAUGAAUGUCAAGUUGGCCCUGGACAUCGAAAUUGCAACCUACAGGAAACUGCUGGAAGGAGAAGAGAGCAGACUGAACAGCGGAGGUUCAAAUGCAACCAUCCAUGUGCAGCAGACCUCUGGAGGACUCUCCAGCUCCGGUGGUGGGUUCGGCUUCGGUGGCAGCAGUCUGUCUGGUGGAUAUGGUGGUACUAUUACCAAGACCAGCACCUCAUCAACCAGUUCCAGGAGACUCUAUUGAAAAGGAGAGCCAUCCCUCUUCCCCCUCAGAAUCCCCUUCAGUUUGAUCUAAAUCUGUACCCCUCAUGGUGCUAUGAUAUUUUCUUAAGCAUGACCAACAAUACAGCUCAAUUUAUUGAGUGAAUAGAAAGGAUCUCUGUGGAAUUCUCUUAAUCGGUUUUGUUUAACAUCAUUCAAAAGAGUUUCUGAAGGUUAACAUGGCCUUAGACAAACAAGAGCCUUGUCAGUUCUUUGACAAGCUUUACCCAAUCUUGUCUACUUUUAGGAUUUUUUUAAUACUGCAGUUUUCCCUGAAACAAAAUCCGUUGAUGAAAUGUUUGAGAUGAAUAAUUGUAGUAUAGACAAAUUGUUCAAGUAGUCAUUCUUACAUCUGACUGCUUAUAUAAUUAAGGGGAGCAAUUUACGGUUCAUCUAAGAAAUUCAAGAUUUUGAUCUGUUUUCAGUUUAACUUUGAGCUGAUUUGCUUCAGCCUUGUUACUAUUGUUCCGUCAAAUGGUUUCAUUCCAGUUUUGCUUUUCCUGCCUUCAAGAUAAAACUAGUCUUUCUUUUGUAAAAGCCUUUAACACGAGAGUGAAUUACAUCAAAGGAAUCAGAAAAAAAUAAACUUAGAUGAACACCCUCA